Messenger RNA from Papaver somniferum (opium poppy), 1257 nucleotides. RefSeq lists its product as uncharacterized. NCBI's taxonomy places the organism in Eukaryota, Viridiplantae, Streptophyta, Magnoliopsida, Ranunculales, Papaveraceae. The transcript has 2 exons. Bases 130 to 1257 code for a protein of 375 amino acids. The record is from RefSeq and is a predicted model, not a curated record.
UUCCUCAGUGUCUCUUUAAUUCAAAUCUCUGUUGCUUACCUUUUUAUCAUCCCUUGUCUUCCUUGGUAUUCACAACAGCUUAAACCCCAAAAAACCCGAUUCCACUCUCUUCUUCACUUUAGUCUCCAAAUGAAGAUAUCUUUUUCCCUGUCAUCUUCCCCUUCUACUUCUUCAACUUCAAAUUCUUCAGAUACAAACUUGAGCAACUCUCAGAAUGUCACAACCAAGUGUUUCUCUAGUAUUAUACGACGUUUUCUCGGCGUCGGCGGUUUCCGAACGCACCCGUUCGACUGCAUUAAAGAACCGAAUCAAGUCCAACAUGAUGAUGAUGAAUUCACAUUGCUUGAUCAGAAGAAGACUCCAUCAACACCAGGGUUGGUUGCUAGGCUAAUGGGUUUAGAAACAAUGACAGAGUUGGAAUUGGCGAUGACUGAGAAGAAAAAGAACCCAGAGUCAAUUGCACGAAGCCGGUCGGCAAACUCAGUCAAUUUCUCGGCUAAAAUAGACCAGAAUCAUCAUCGGAAACACCGGCGGGUUAAGUCGUCGUUGUCGUUUCUUGAAAUGCCGGAAUGUUUUGAGCUUGAAAAUGAUGAAUUCUUGCUUCUUACAUUCGAAAAUGAUGAGGAAGAACAUAAGGAGAGGGUGAAAUGUGAUGUCAACAAGAAUGAAAGAUUCCAGAGAAGGAAUAAGAUUAGAAACGAUUUGGGUUUAGUUCAUCCACUCAAGGAAAUCAUAUCUGAUAACAACGGAUCGAAUUCAACGAAAGCGAGAAACCGAAAGAGUGGUUUACAGAAGAAUGUUGAUGAAGUAGUACCGGAGUUGGAAAAUUGGAGUCCCAAUUCUGUUCUUAAUCUUGAUGAAUUCCAACUUGACAAUGAUUCUUCUUCCGUCUCAGAAGAAGAAUUGAAGGAGAGGAAUUCAAAUUCGAGACGGAAACUGUCGACGGAUACUGCAAGUUCAGACUACACGUCUCGGCAUUUUCCGGUGACCGACGUUUUGGAGUCGAGAACAAAUAGUAGUGUUGAAUUAACAAAGGCAGAAUUCUAUGCCAGCGGUAACUGCAAAGAAAUGUGGCAACAAGUAUGCAAGUUGACAGAAGAUGACAUGAAAACAACAAGUUGGUUGCUAAAAAAACAAGUGCAGAGAAUGGAAGAAUGGGUAGAGAUUGCAGCCGAGUUUGGGCAAGAAAUCUUCGACCGUCUUCUGCAAGAGAUUGUAGCAGAAAUUGGCGAAUUUACAGAUUUUGCAGUGUCUUAG